Messenger RNA from Lactuca sativa (garden lettuce), 1685 nucleotides. RefSeq names its product tobamovirus multiplication protein 1. The record is from RefSeq and is a predicted model, not a curated record. Lineage: Eukaryota; Viridiplantae; Streptophyta; Magnoliopsida; Asterales; Asteraceae.
AUCAAUGAACCGGGCUGGAAUGAAAACCGGGUACCGAAAACCUGAGGAUUUCAUAAAACCAAACGGUUCAAAAUGUGACGACAGACAACGUCACAUCAUUACAUACGUGUGCAAAUAUACGGAAGAUGCACUCACUACCAAAGACAUUUCAUUUUACAGAGACAGCUAAGUAGUGGUAUAUAAAGAAGCCGAUUAUCAAUUAGCAGAUCCGCCAUUGAUAGAUACCUCAACAGCAGCAACAACAACAAGAUAUUGUUUUUCAAAUUCCAACCCUACACCCUCCAUCAACCCAAGCCCUGAGAGGCCGAGACUCCAAUUCUUCAUGUAUGAAUACAAAGAAGGCUCACGAAUAAUGGGGUCCGCAUGCUUGAGGAGCGAGAUGAUGAUACGGGAGUUAACAGAGCCUGGUUGUUACUCAAAGCCCUUAGUGGCUGUCAAUCUUGCUCUUGCUUUUCUCGAUGUCGCUAUUGCCCUCCUUGCAUUUUACCAGUUGAUGCGAAUUCAUUCUAGGAAUCCACAGAGAGGUUGGACUCGACAAAAAGUGUUUCAUCUAAUGAUUGGUUUUUCCAACAUUGGUUAUGGUGUUUAUUUUAUAUUAACUCUUAUUGCUGCUUGUAAGAAGUGGAUCUGUUGGUCAAAUUCAUGUGGUUUUGUUGUUAUGGCAUUGCCCAAGAUUCUAUUUCUUGCAGCUUUUCUUCUUCUUCUAUCUUUCUGGGUUGACCUUUGUCAUCAAGCAAAUGAUGAAGAUGAAGAUGAAUCAGAAGGUAGCUUUCAUGAAGCUUUGGUAGAGAAAGUAAAUAAGCCGAAUUUGAAGGUUAUUAAUUACACUCGUAGAAGAUGUUGCAAUAUUAGAGUCUUCCCUGUUGGCAUCCGUCAACAAAUUGUCAUAUUGGUGACUUUGUUGAUACUUGUGUUAAUGCUGACGUCAGCUGUGCUUAUUUGGAUUGGCCUUGGAAAGAAUCCUAUUGAUUCUUCGGUUGUUGCACGGGUGUAUGUAGAUACUUUUGCUGUUGUAAUGCUUGUCCUAGGUGGCGCAUUAGCAUACUAUGGAUAUGUGCUGGUAUCAAAAAUGAGUAAAGUGAGAUCUGAGAGGGCUUCUUCCGAAAUAUGGAAGGUUGCUGGACUUGCGAUAGUUUCUGCUGUUUGUUUCACCUCAAGUUCAGCUGUUGCUAUAUUUACAAAUAUACCCGUUCUCUAUCAUUGUGAUUGGGGAGGAAUCGGAGGCCUCUAUGCUUCUCUUUUACUCAUUGUCUAUUACUUUAUAGGUUCAUCCAUACCUUCGGGUUUUGUGUUGUGGGUGAUGAGAGAAUUGCCACCUUUGGUUGUGGUUAAUGUUCCGGAAGAAUCUAGAACACUUGCUUAUGUAAGUGACUAUUCGGUUACUACAACACAAACACAACAUUGGACUAGUAUUACAACUGCACAAAAUCAGUGUAAGGAUCAAGGGCAAGUCCGAUAUGACUGCAGUUGAUUAAACGAUAUUUAACAACUUACUAGGUCAAGUCGAGUCAACAAAGGUGAAAAGUGGAGGGAUUUUUGAUAGUUUAGGCUUUUUGUAUAUAUAAAUACAAUCUCUCUUUUUUUUUUCUUUGAUAUGUUUUUUUUUUCUGUUACAACAUUAUACUGUUUUAUGUGUUUAUUAAAUUAUUAUAUUUUAUAAUGUUGUACUUUAAUUUCUUUUCGUA